AGCUGAUGAUGAGGAAGGAAAUGUUUGAAGCUUUGGGAAUAAUAGGGGGUUUGAUAGGGGUGCAGUUUGUGUACGCAGGGAACUCGGAGUUGCUAAGUUAUCUUAUGUCUAUGGGCCUCAAUCCUCUCACCGUUGUUAUUUUCUCUGCCUUUGCUACCUUCCUCAUCCUCUCUCCCAUUUCCAUCUAUUUUGAAAGGAGAAAGUGGCCCAAGAAACUCAGCUUGAAAUUGAUAACUCAGCUGCUUUUGAUCUCUUUUGCAGGGGUGACCUUAUUCCUGAGCCUUUUCCUAAAAGGGAUCAAGCUAACUUCACCAGCAAUAGCUACAGCCAUGCCAAACCUUUCUCCUGGCUUUAUCUUUGUCAUUGCUUGGACUUUCAGAAUGGAGAAGGUGAAACUGGGUUGCUUGUACAGCAAAGUGAAGAUAAUAGGCACGUUGCUCUGCGUUGUAGGUGCUCUCACAAUGAGCAUAAUGCACAGUACUGGGGCUGCUGCAAAAGAUGCCCGAAUUUCAUCUCCCUCACCUGAUAUUGCCUUGGACAAAGACAAGAUCAUCGGCUGCCUCUACCUCAUUGCUGCAGUUUUUGCUUUGUCCAGCAGUGUUGUUUUGCAGGCAACAACAUUGAUUGAUUUUCCUGCACCAAUGUCGUUGUGUGCAAUAACAUCCUUGAUCGGCGUGGUUUUGACUGCAGCUGUCCAACUAAUUCAAGAUCACAAAAUUGAAUUGGGUUGGCCGCUCCUGAGCGUCCGAGACUUGAUUGGAUUUUCACUGCUGGGAGGAUUUGUGACUGGAGUAUGUGUAAGCUUCAGCGGAUGGGCAAUGAAGAAAAGAGGACCAGUCUUUGUUUCCACCUUCAGCCCCAUUGGUACAGCCUUCUCGGUUAUUCUCUCAGUGGCCACCACCGGAGACACCGUUAACAUUGGAAGCCUUGCUGGCAUGUUCCUCAUGUUCAUUGGCCUCUACUUUGUGCUGUGGGCAAAAGGGAAAGAAGGUUACCACCGUGAAGAUAGGAUGACAUAGAAAGUGAGUACAGUGCAAAGAAGCCUCUCUUAAGUUGGUAUUGUAACAACCUACUCCU
Carya illinoinensis is the source of this 1077-nucleotide messenger RNA. Its product is annotated as WAT1-related protein At5g47470-like. The transcript has 7 exons. The coding region runs from base 6 to 1019 and encodes 337 amino acids. Lineage: Eukaryota; Viridiplantae; Streptophyta; Magnoliopsida; Fagales; Juglandaceae. The record is from RefSeq and is a predicted model, not a curated record. Gene Ontology annotation, cellular component: plasma membrane. Gene Ontology annotation, molecular function: transmembrane transporter activity.